UGAUGCAAUAGAAAGUGUUGUUGGCUUUUAUUGAAUAAAUUCCGCAGGUGAAAGUGAAAAUCGCAGCCGUGAAAAAAUAAAACAAAUAUUUUUCUAUCAAAAGAGCAGAGAAAAGUGUGAAACUGUUUUCAAAACUAAUGUGCAAAGUGUGAAAAAUCGAAGUGUGUUUGACAUGGAGCAAUUGAAUAUAGUGAAAGAUACAUGAAGUAAAGGGUUAUUCCAUUUAGGCAAUUAUAUAUUUGCCGGUUGCAUGACUUUCUUUACAGCAACGCUUACCGACCUCGCCGCAACCACUGACACAACUGCAGCACCUAACCUACAAAGAGCGAUCGGGCGUAACCGAAGCAAUGGUUGAGAGCGUAUGAACAAAUAUUAAAUUUCUGGUAUAAAAUAAUAUAAGACGCUCAAACAAAAUGCAGGGCUUAAUUCCAAAAUGGUCAAACAUUCGCGUGCUUCCCUUCCGUAUGACUACCUCGCAAAAGGUUGUUUUCUUCUCGCUAACGGCGGGCGUAGCCUUACUUGGUGUGCUCGCACGCUUUCUACGGCGCAGAAAACCACCGCGUCCGCCUCGUCGUACGCGCAAAUAUACCGGUCGACGCACACGAAACAGUAUGCGCAGCCCUAAUGAUAUGAUAUCUAUAGCCGGUUCUAAGGCAUCUGCACGUUCCGGCAGUCCACCAGGUUCUACGGUCGCUUAUUCGGACCGUAUGUCACUUGCGUCUGGAUCCAUUGGUGCUGGAGCACUAGUAUCUACUACGCAAAGCCAGACAGGUGCUAUAGUUGUACAUCUAACCGCACAACAAUUAGGUGUAAUGGGCAUGGAAGCUUUGGAUACAGUUAUAAAUUAUUGGGAAGAUGCUUUAGCUGCGCACAAUUCACCGGGUGGCGUGCCGGCAUUACUUACCACUGCUGAAGAGUCUGAAUUUUGUCGUGAAAUACAAAAUUUACUUGACAUGGCCUACACGUUGCAGGAACAAAGUGAAUUGCUAUUCUUAGAUCAGCGUUCCGUGCUAUUUCGGGACGAACCGUCUAUAGAUGAGCUGGAAGAAGAUGGUCAUGCGCUAGAUGAUGGCAUAGAGGACGACAAACGUUCACACAGAUCAAUUAUGAGUCGCACCGGUUCCGAUCCAAAUUUCGAUUCGGCUGAAAGUUUUGCUUCGGCAUUAGACCAAGUGGCCGAUAUGCGCGAUUUUGAGGAAUUCGUAGACACCUCGUAUGAUCAAUAUCCAUUAUACAAUGCAGCGUUGAAACAUCACGACGAAACGCCUAUACCUUACCGCACUAUACGCACUGAUCUGGUGAACUGUUCCAGUGACACGGAAUAUUUGGUGAAAUUGCACUGCGUGCGUUUAGCAUUUCAAUAUUUGUUCAAGGAUCCAGCAAUUGGUCAAUGGGUCUGCGACACAGGACGUCAAAUACUUACCGACCUACUAUGUCUGGGCGAUAAGGACACUAAGGAAUUUCUCGUUGGUUACGAGGAUAUGGUGAACUAUUUGCAAAAUCCGAGUAAUUGGGAUGAGAUACAAAAGGAACUGGAGGCGCGUAAUGUCAAAGCGAUGACUUUUUAUGACAUUUGCUUGGACUUCAUUGUGUUAGACUCAUUUAGAGAUCUAGAUGCGCCACCCGCCAGUGUUACGGCGGUUGUACAAAAUCGUUUUCUCUCCAAUGGAUUCAAAGAAAUGGCACUCAGCACCGCAGUUUGGUCUGUGCUAAAAGCCAAAAAACAUGGACUCAAAUAUACUAACGGAUUUAUGGCUCACUUUUAUGUAAUCUCAGAGCAAUUAUCACCACUCAUGGCCUGGGGUUUCUUUGGACCCGAUGAAAAUUUGCGCGACAUUUGCCAUUACUUCCGCGAUCAAAUGCUGGGCUUUCUAGCCGACAUAUUUAGUUUUCAAGCCAGCCGUUAUACAACUGUCGAAGAGUUUGCCGAAGACAUACUGCAACACAUGAAGACGCGUGUCAAUAAUAUUGGCGUGAAGUUUAGUCAAUAGUUGCAUAACAAAAGUUAAUAUUUGACGUUUCACAAAAUAAAUUUAGGAAAACUAAAUCAAAUAGUUUUGAAAGGACUUAGAAGUGAUUUCAAAUUAUUAUUUCUUAUUUUUUAAAGUAUAUUUUAGUUAAGCGCUUAAUUUUAGUUAAGACUUUAAUUUUAGUAUUGAACAAUUUAAAAUUAUUACUGCAAACUUUGUAACGUAAACGCGUUGAAAGAAAUUGAAAGAUUUUUUUUUAUAUACUUUUGUACAUAUGUCGAUAUGUAUGCAUAAAUUUUGUUUUUGCAAUGAAUAAUGUGCUACCAAUUCCAUAA
Molecule: messenger RNA, 2305 nt
Organism: Bactrocera dorsalis (oriental fruit fly)
Lineage: Eukaryota; Metazoa; Arthropoda; Insecta; Diptera; Tephritidae
Gene: Miga
Product: mitoguardin
Exons: 5
Coding region: 414-1991 (525 amino acids)
Biological process (GO): mitochondrial fusion
Source: RefSeq, a predicted model, not a curated record